Truncatella angustata is the source of this 669-nucleotide messenger RNA. RefSeq names its product tyrosine phosphatase-like protein. Bases 1 to 669 code for a protein of 222 amino acids. Gene Ontology annotation, molecular function: 3-hydroxyacyl-CoA dehydratase activity. Gene Ontology annotation, biological process: sphingolipid biosynthetic process; very long-chain fatty acid biosynthetic process; fatty acid elongation. NCBI's taxonomy places the organism in Eukaryota, Fungi, Ascomycota, Sordariomycetes, Amphisphaeriales, Sporocadaceae. The transcript has 2 exons. Gene Ontology annotation, cellular component: endoplasmic reticulum membrane. The record is from RefSeq and is a predicted model, not a curated record.
AUGGCACAAGACGCAACAAAGCCCGCCAAGGGGUCCUCGCCCGUCAAGACUGGUUACUUGAUACUCUACAAUGCUCUCUCAGCCGUCCUCUGGGCCACCGUCCUCGGCCGCACUCUCGGCACCAACUUCAUCAGGGGUCCCGAGUUCGUCUACAUCUCAACGGGCAACUUCGUGCUGUGGACGCAGACACUCAUGAUUCUCGAUGUCUUGCAUGGCCUAUUCGGCAUCGUGCGCUCCGACCCCAUCACCGCCGCAAUGCAAGUUGCCUCCCGCUACGUCGCCGUCUGGGGCGUCCAGUACCCCUUCCCCGCGCUGUGCUCCUCGCCCAUCUACUCCUCGAUGCUGUUCGCGUGGUCCCUCACCGAGGUGAUCCGCUAUUCGUACCUGGGGCUCAAGCUCGCCGGUUGGGAGCCGUACCCGUUCUUCUGGGUUCGCUACAGCUCCUACCGCAUCUUGUACCCGAUCGGAAUUCUGAGCGAGAUGGGCAUGAUGUACCUCGCGCUGGGCCCGGCUGGUCAGAAGUACGGGCAGCUGUACCAACUGUACCUGCUUGCGUGCUUGUGUAUCAUCUGGCCGGCGGGUGCCUAUAUUUUGAUUGGACACAUGGAAAGACAGAGAAGAAAGGUUUUGAGAGCUGCGAAGGAGCAGAACGUGAAGGCUACCCAAUGA